AGCUUUAAAACAAAAUGGAAACCGAAAGAAGAGGAAAUGAGUUGCUUGGUUUGGACAUUGGUGCAAUAUUUGACGCAAUACUUGAUGAUGAUUUGAACGUGGUUAAACAUGGAAUUAUUAAAGGCUUUACGGCUGUUACCAAACGUCCAGAAACAGGCCAUAUGGCUUUGCAUUGUGCUUGCUUCAACAGCAAACUGCAAGUGUUGGAAUUAUUAAAAUCAACUCUAAAGGAAGGGGACAUAAAUAGAGUGAACGUUGAAGAAGACAAUUCAAUUUCCGCAACAGCUCUUCAUAUGUCUAUGGACGGACAAGUAGAUACAGAAGUUGUAAAACUUCUUCUUGACUGGGGAGCGGAUCCAGACGCCAGGGAUAAGAAGGGAUCGACAGUGCUACAUGAGCUUAUUGACAAAGCGUGGGAUGGUUUUGACGAAGGAUUUGAGCUUGAAAGUAUGAUGUGGGAAGACAUCAGUGACAGCACAGAAGAUGAAAGUCAUGAACAUAUUGACGAAACUCAAGAUGAACUAAUGUCUUCGACGGGAUCUGACUCUAAAUACAGAGGGAGAAAUAGUCGAAUUGGGAAAAUGCCAGGCAGAGAAACAAACACGAGAUACACGAAUACACGUGUGAUUUGCGAUAGGGAGAACAUUGUAAAGGAACAUGAAGACAAUAUAGAUUUAAACAUGGAUAUGGAAAACAUGGUAAAUGCAGAUGAAUUGGGUACCAGUUACUUUGAAAAAUUAAAAUUGCUUCAUAAAUACAAAGCCGACAUUAAUUUAGCUCAUUCCGGAACAACAGUAACACCAAUAGACUUUUGGUUCCAUAGGUUUUCCUGGUCAAUGUCAGAAUACAAGGGAAAAUCAAUACCUCAGUGGUGUGUACUUUUCUUCGAAGCAAUGGUUGAAUGCGGAGCCAACGUUAAUAUACCAAACUUCCGAGGAGAAACAGCACUGGUUUGUUUAACCCAGCGGCACUACAAACCCGACGAUGCAAUAUUUAGAACGUCAUACCAUUACUUUGUUCGUAGAGUAUUGGCUGAAUGUGAUAGUUAUGAAAAUAAGGAUACUCUUUAUGAUCGAAGCCUGUUGCAUGACUCAGUCAAAAACAGCAAUAUCAUACUUCUCGAAGAACUUGUUAAACAUUACAGUCAUGUAAACAUGGCUGAUAAAUUCGGAAUGACUCCAUUGCAUUUAAGCACACAUAACGUGACCAUAGACGAACACGUAUUUGUAAAGGAGAUGAUCAUCUGUCUCAUGCAACAUGGUGGCGAUAUCAACGUUGUUGACAAUCAUGGCGCUACUCCUUUACACCAUGCUGUAUCUCUUCGUAACAACACGGCCAUUGAAGUUCUUUUCUCGUUUGGGGCGUUGCCUGAUGUUAAAGACAAACACGAUCGAACUGCCAAAGAUCUUGCUAAAAUAAUAGAUGACGGACAGGCUUUGAAACUACUCGGAGCGGGGCAAUGUGAUGAAUAUACUGCCAAUGAGUCAGGGGUGUCGGAUAUUCGAUUCGGCUUGUUUGACCUUAGGUGCUGUCACUGGCAACAUGUUGAUGUAAAACAAGAAUUCCAACAGGAGUCUCAACCUGAGCCAGAUGAUGUUUUUAUCAUGAAUAUUGAUUCCUGGUUAAAACGAUCCCAUAUAUGUGUACACAAAAGGAGGGCUGUGUUGCAGAAUUGUACAGCAGCUUUAAAACAAAAUACCCAGAAAUCAAAUCUUUUCGAAGAGAAUGCGAAGCUAAUGCGUCAGAAAUUAUACGAUUUAGCAGAAAUGGCAGCAAGGGAAAUUGCAAAAAUAAAUCCAAUGUUUGAAUGCAAGGUGUUAUUUGGCGGUAGUACUACUGAAGGAACAAAAAUAGGCAGCUGUGAUGAAUUUGAUUUAGUAUUUGACUUAUUCAAGCUACGACAAUAUCUCCAUUUGGAAGAAAAGACUGACAAAAACUUGUCAGGCUUUGUUAAUUUAAAGGUUACUAACCUGGAGAUAUUUACAACCAAUGGCAUAGUGGAACUGGUCGAUGAAAAUGGGUAUCUCAAACGUAGGGAAACUAGUAAUCUUUUUCAUAAAUAUUUGGAAAAGUCCUUAAAUAAGAAAGAUCUAUGGACAAACAAUUCUUAUUACUCGUUUUGGGGUACAACAAAUGUUGAUGGAGAGUGUUUCAAUAUCGGACAGGUUAAUUUGGUCUGGUAUGGACCUUUUCUGAAACGACAAGACGUCAGUGUUGAUAUAGCACCUGUCUUCAGAGUUGCUGACUGGCUGCCUUCACAUUGGAAUGAUAACACUACAGUUGUGGAUACAGAAACAGCCCGAUCGAUCGGAUGCUACUUAAUGAUGAAAGAUGCAAAGCGGUACGUAGAAAAUAAAAUGCAUCCCGAUGAUGUAAUUAAAGAUAUGACUGCGUUCCUAAACGCCGAGAAUCUGUUGUUUAAAGUUUCUAUCUCUCAAGUGGAGCAUGCGGCAAUGAAAUAUUUGCCAUUUACAGCAAAACUAGGAUAUAAGAUAGCAAAAAGUUUACGGAUGCUUUGUCCUAGUAUUUUGUUCGACCCUGCAAUGGAUUUGGGUCUAAGGGAAGGAACUCCAGUGGAUGGCCUUAAACAAAAUGGUAAACUAUGCAUCAUGUUCCUCGUCACGAAGGUUCUUACUAGUUACAGCAUAAAAACCGGACUGUUUCAUGAGCUAGAAUCACGUGGGGCUAGAAUGGAAUUUUCACCUGAAGAAAUGCAAUCUGAUAAUUGGAACAGGUCUGUGCUUUCCUGUGACAUAUUUGACCAGAGAGUUCCAACACACGAAGAGCUAACGGAAGCAAAAUAUUGGACGCUUAAUAUUUUUAAAAGAAUCAAUGCAAUUGUUGCAGAGAAAAAAUAUCUUCCAGAAUAUUUUCUACUUGGCAUGGAGGCAACAAAACUUCCAGGACGACCGGUCCAUGUUAUAUCAGCAUUCAUAAAGUGUCUGAUAUAUUUUCUUGAGCAUUUGGAGACUCCUGCAGACCUAGUUGAGAUGUCCAAAAGCUUGGUAUAGUUCCCAGUUCGCCCGACUGAUAUCAAAUGUCAAACAACAGUAUGAAUUAUAAAGCGAAAGUGAACUGGGUGAAAAGGGCUCAAAGAUACAUAUAAAUGAGUCUCACCCCAACCCGACGUGAACUAGCUUUUGCGUGUCGAGGUCUUAAACGAGACAAUCAUCUGUACAACCCAUGGACAUACGGCGGAACAAUUUUCUUAAGACAUUCAGAUACCUAAAGGACGUGUGUCAGUACGGAUACAAGCCUUGCUAAAUAUAUUAUUUGUACGGAUCUAGAAUAUUAUUAACCAUAGCUACGUUUAAAUUAUUUCGUCGAUGUUGCUCUGAAAUCAUUAUCACAUAAAAUGCAUUGUUUUACUUGCUGUGCUUUAAUGAUUAAGAUUAACGUAAACUGUUCAACUUUAUACACUUUAUACUUUCUAACACUUUUCCAAGUUUCAGAAUUACUAGUUAUUAUAACAGGUGAUGCACAUCUUACACAUUUGUAUUGUAAUGACAUUACGUAAAUUAUGUUCUAGUAGUUAAAUCCAUUUCAUCAACCGGAUUUGAAUGAACUGGAUUUGCCCCAUCUUAUAUUGGAGUUCGUUAAACAACACGGCUGUUUUUGUAUUGCUACCGUAUGGAUAAGUUUAGUUUAUAAAAAAGCUUCAUUAAUAAUUUCGUCCAAAUCAUGAUAACAACAUGCAUGGAUAAUAUAGAACAAAUAGAAACCUAGCCAAGCAGCCUUGUAAAAGCAAAUUUUGCCUAAAAUAGAUUUGCCUAUUUUACACUUAAAUAAUUUUCGUUUAAUUAAUAGGUUUUCUGUUACCAUCUUUAAAUACUAGUGACAUUUCGGUUAUCUGUAUUAAUUGUGACCUUAUGCCCGUCCAGACAAUCGAUUGAGCUAUUCAAAACUAUAUGAACAACCUCCAGCUCUCUCCAAGUGGAACCAUAACCAUUUUCAGUUUCAGACCAGUACUAUCACAACGCCUUUGUUAUCUAUGUCCUCUAAAUACCCUCCAAAUCCACUGUCGUCACAAUAAAGGACGACCUGCUCAACUUGACUUGGCCCCUUAAUUACAGGUUCAGCUUCUAAUUUCCCACAAGUCAAUGCGUUUAAAUUUGAUCGCCAGAACAGCAGCUGUAGAAA
Messenger RNA from Mya arenaria, 4140 nucleotides. RefSeq lists its product as uncharacterized. Lineage: Eukaryota; Metazoa; Mollusca; Bivalvia; Myida; Myidae. Gene Ontology annotation, cellular component: nucleus; cytoplasm. The record is from RefSeq and is a predicted model, not a curated record. Gene Ontology annotation, molecular function: protein binding. The transcript has a single exon. Bases 15 to 3011 code for a protein of 998 amino acids.